AUGGCUCCGGUACGGUCGCGUUUGACGUUGAAAAAUAAAAUCGACAUAAUAAAAUGUUAUGAUGCAAAAAAACAAAGUGGUCGUGAAUUAGUGACUCAAUUUAAAGUUGGUAAAACUCAAAUUGGAACCAUACUCAAGUCCCGGGUAGAUCUAUUGCGUAAAUGGUGUGAUGAAAACGUGAAUGGAGAGACAAAAAAGAAUUUUAUUGAAGCUAUAGAAAUUGCUAAAACUUUGGGUAGAACUAAUUUUAAAGCGUCUAAUGGAUGGCUCGAAAAAUUUCGCAAACGUCACAAUAUUGCUUAUAAAGCUAUCUGUGGAGAAAGUAGUUCCGUUGACCAUGAUAUUGUGGACGACUGGAAUAAUAAAUUAGUCGAAAUAUGUGAAGGAUUUGUUCCAAAAAAUAUUUUUUAUUUAGAUGAAACUGGCUUAUUUUUUCGUGCUUUACCCAAUAAAACAAUGUGUCUCAAAGGUGAGAACUGCAGUGGUGGAAAAAUAAGUAAAGAACAAAUUACAGUUAUGUUGUGUGUUAAUAUGGAAGGCGAUUUUGAAACACCUUUGGUGAUUGGAAAGGCGUUAAAACCCCGGUGUUUUAAGAACAUAAUCGUCAACGAUCUUGGAGUAACGUGGAAGGCUAAUCGUAAAGUUUGGAUGACACAAGAAUUAAUGAAAGAAUGGUUAUCGAAUUUCGAUAGAAAAAUGCAAGGCCGGAAGGUUAUCCUUUUUCUUGAUAAUGCGACUAGUCAUCCUCAUUUGAAUUUACAGAAUGUGAAACUCGCAUUCUUUCCACCAAAUGUAACUUCAACUUGCCAACCUCUUGACCUAGGCAUUAUAAAAAAUUUCAAAACUCAUUACCGCAUAAAUCUUUUAAAACACGUAAUUUCGUCUAUAGAUAACGAAAAUAUAAAAAAACCAAAUGUGACAGUUCUUGAGGCAGUUAUGUGGACUACAGCAGCUUUAGAAAAAAUAAACAAGGAAACGGUCACUAAAUGUUUCAUAAAAGCCGGGUUUCCGGGGUCAGAUAAUAUUGGUAAAUUAACACAAGUAGAAGAUCUGAGUAAUGAGUUAACGAAACUAGUUUCAACAAUAUAUCCAACAAAUGCACAGGACUAUUCGUCAAUAGAUGAAUGCUUACAAACCGAAGACUUAUCAUUGAACAUUGAAGACAUAAUCAAUGAUGGCAUGAGUGAGGAUGAAAGUCAUGACGUGGAACAAGAAGAAGAUAGUACAGACGGUGUAGACGAAGAAAAAAUAAUACUCAAAGAAGCAUUACAGUUAGCGAAUAAACUAAAGACGUUUUGUCUCAAUAAGAGUGAUGCAGUUUCAUUGUCACUAGUUAAUCAACUCCAGUCUAAUUUUGAG
Molecule: messenger RNA, 1359 nt
Organism: Sipha flava (yellow sugarcane aphid)
Lineage: Eukaryota; Metazoa; Arthropoda; Insecta; Hemiptera; Aphididae
Product: tigger transposable element-derived protein 6-like
Exons: 2
Cellular component (GO): nucleus
Molecular function (GO): DNA binding
Source: RefSeq, a predicted model, not a curated record